GUUGCUUCGCUCUUUCGCCCAAUAGCCGAGGGCCUGCCUUUUUCUUUCGACCUCGCAGGCAAAGACGGGGAAGAGGAGGAGGAGGAGGAGGAGAGCGGGAGCGAUGGCGGCGGAGAGCCGGGAGGAGAAAGAUGGUGAACUGAAUGUUCUGGAUGAUAUAUUGACUGAUGCACCUGACCAUGACGAUGAGCUCUACAACCCUGAUAGUGAGCAAGAUAAAAGUGAGAAAAAGGGAUCCAAAAGGAAAAGUGAGAGGAUGGAGACUGCUGAGAGUAAAAAACAAAAGGCUUCUUUGCAUUCCUCAAGGCAGAUGCUGCCAAAACCUCCAAGUUCAACUGUUAGCAAUAACAAAAGGAUAGUAAGCACAAAAGGAAAGCCAGUUUUGGAAUACAAGAAUGAAGAAUAUCAAAGGUCAGACAGGAACAAGCGCACAGAAACUGACAGAAAAACACGUAUGACAAGCAGCAGCUCAAGAGAUCCUUACAAAGGGCAGUCUGAAAAGGCAUGUGUGAGGAAAAGGGAUGCUGACAGAAGAGCUAAAUCUUCCACACCAGAUGCUGCAGGGAGACUAAGGCAUGAGGUGGACAGACGGACAAGCAGGUCCAGCCACUCUUCAAAAGAAGAGGUGAAUUCUGAGGAGUAUGGUUCAGAUCGUGAAACAGGUAGUAGUGGCUCCUCUGAUCCAGGAAACACUGAAAAUGAAGAGGAGGAAGAAGAAGAGGGAAUGGAGGAGGAGGAGGAGGAAGAGGAAGAUGAUGAUGGAGAAGAAGAUGAAGUAGAAGAAGAUGGAGAUGAUGAUGAAGAGGAUUAUGAUCAAGAUGAGAGAGAUCAGAAAGAAGGAAAUGAUUAUGAUACACGAAGUGAAGCUAGUGAUUCUGACUCUGAAUCUGCAUCCUUUACUGAUGGAUCAGUCAGAUCUGGUUCAGGCUCAGAUAUAUCAGAUGAGAAAAAGAAGGCAAGGAAAAGAGCUAGAGGCAUCUCUCCCAUUGUUUUUGAUAGAAGUGGAAGCUCUGCAUCAGAGUCAUAUGCAGGUUCAGAAAAGAAGCAUGAGAAAUUAUCAUCUUCCGUUCGUGCUGUCCAAAAAGACCAAACUAGCAAACUAGAUUACAUUCUCCAAGAGGCAAGAUUUUUUCUUAUCAAAAGCAACAACCAUGAGAAUGUCUCACUGGCCAAAGCUAAGCAUGUCACUUAUACAUUUAGGCGUGAAUUGCCAUUCACAAAGACUGCUCACCUGACCAAUCCUUGGAAUGAACAUAAGCCAGUAAAGAUUGGACGUGAUGGACAGGAAAUUGAGGUUGAAUGUGGAACCCAGCUUUGUCUCCUAUUCCCUCCUGAUGAAAGUAUUGACUUGUAUCAACUCAUUCAUAAAAUGCGACACAAGAGAAGAAUGCAUUCUCAGCCUCGGUCAAGAGGACGACCAUCCCGUCGAGAGCCACUCCGAGAUGUGGGAAGGCGUCGACCAGAAGAUUAUGAUAUUCAUAACAGCAGAAAGAAACCAAGAAUUGAUUAUCCCCCUGAAUUUCACCAAAGACCAGGGUAUUUAAAGGAUCCCAGAUACCAAGAUGCAGACAGACGAUUUUCAGGAGUCCGAAGAGAUGUCUUUUUAAAUGGGUCCUACAAUGAUUAUGUGAGAGAAUUCCACAACAUGGGACCACCACCACCCUGGCAAGGAAUGCCUCCCUACCCAGGUAUGGAACAGCCUCCCCAUCACCCUUAUUACCAGCACCACGCUCCUCCGCCACAAGCUCACCCUCCUUACUCAGGGCACCAUCCCAUACCACACGAUGCACGAUAUCGAGAUAAGCGAGUGCAUGACUAUGACAUGAGAGUAGAUGACUUUCUACGUCGGACACAAGCAGUUGUCAGCGGCCGAAGAAGCAGGCCCCGAGAGCGAGAGCGGGAACGUGAGCGAGAACGUGAACGGGAUCGACCCCGAGAUACAAGAAGAGACAGAGACCGAGAUCGGGGGAGGGACAGGGAGAGAGAGAGAAUAUGUGAUCGGGACAGAGACAGGGGGGAAAGAGGAAGAUACAGAAGAUAAUGCAUUAUGGAACGACAGUCACUUAAAGAAGCAGAGGCUUGUAUAUUUGUGUGUUUACAGGUAGUAAACUUUUUUCCUCCAUCGGCCUACUUUAUUGUGUAGAAGGAUUUAUAAUUGACCCUCUUUGUUCCAAGCAUGCAGUAAGCUGUGAACUGGAAAAAAAAACCCAUCAGCCAAAAACAUGUGCAAAGCUUGAUUACUUUAAUUUGAGUAGUCUUGGGAAACAGUUUAAAAUAUGUAGAUAAAUUAUCUUCCCCAUGUGUUUAUGUUAACAGUAAUUUAAUCGCAUUUUUUUCCAAUAUUGAUAACUGUGAUAAGAUUUUUGCUCUGUUUUCUUAUAUGUAGUUUUUACAUGAUUUAUGUGGGGGGGGGGGAUGCUGCUAUCAAGUAUGCAAAUACUGAGUGUGAUGGUUUGGGUUGUAUGGCAGCUUUGGAGCAGCCAUGUCUUGGUUUUUCUGGCUGUUUUUUUUUUUUUUUUAACUUCUGUAAAAGUCAAGCUUGUUCAAUAAUGAAAGCAAUAUAAAGAUAUUGAUACCUAAUUUUUAACCUUCAAAAAGAAUGUUCCUUUGUUCUGGUGGCAUUUUGGUUAAUGCUAUUGUUUAAUUGCUUCUCCCAGUCCCUUAUUUCCUUGAAACAUCCACAUUGUUUAGACUGUCCGAUGCAUAGAACACAAAAUGCUGCUGUAUUCUACAUUGCUACCAUUGCUUUUUUAUAAUAAAUUGGUAAGAGUCA
This is a messenger RNA of Sceloporus undulatus (fence lizard), 2773 nucleotides long. It is a transcript of the gene YTHDC1, whose product is annotated as YTH domain containing 1. The transcript has 15 exons. The record is from RefSeq and is a predicted model, not a curated record. Gene Ontology annotation, molecular function: mRNA binding; N6-methyladenosine-containing RNA reader activity. Gene Ontology annotation, biological process: regulation of alternative mRNA splicing, via spliceosome; mRNA splicing, via spliceosome. The coding region runs from base 104 to 2041 and encodes 645 amino acids. Gene Ontology annotation, cellular component: nucleoplasm. NCBI's taxonomy places the organism in Eukaryota, Metazoa, Chordata, Lepidosauria, Squamata, Phrynosomatidae.